AUGCGAACUUUAUUACUUGAUGUAUUAUCUUUUAUCAAUGACUCGAGAUGGCAACAGGUUCUUAAAACCAUUUCACAAAAUUAUCAGAACCCUUUGGAUGCAGAUGAAGUAUUCAGGAAAGACCUUAAAAAUUUGGUUGAAAGGGAGAAUAUCACGAAUAAUUUUAUUAACGAGGCUCUUAGAAACAAGGCUCAUGUUUCAAAUCAAAGCAACACUAGAAAACAGACAAUGAGGCGCUCAGGCAAGUACAUUUGGGCACCAGGCACAGAAUUCUCAAUAACCCAGAACAAAAUCAUAGUUAGAGAAAGGUUAUACUCCCGAAUGGACAAGCUUACCUCUUUACAAAAGCAAGAGUUACAACAGACAUCAAUAGCAAAAGAACAGGACAAUGAAAUAAUUGAACAAGAAAUACGGAUAAUGAUUCAAAAAGGCAUAAUAAAGGAA
Racocetra persica is the source of this 444-nucleotide messenger RNA. The record is from the annotation of a GenBank genome assembly. NCBI's taxonomy places the organism in Eukaryota, Fungi, Glomeromycota, Glomeromycetes, Diversisporales, Gigasporaceae.